This is a messenger RNA of Lethenteron reissneri (Far Eastern brook lamprey), 3329 nucleotides long. RefSeq names its product delta(14)-sterol reductase LBR-like. Gene Ontology annotation, biological process: cholesterol biosynthetic process. NCBI's taxonomy places the organism in Eukaryota, Metazoa, Chordata, Hyperoartia, Petromyzontiformes, Petromyzontidae. The record is from RefSeq and is a predicted model, not a curated record. Gene Ontology annotation, molecular function: Delta14-sterol reductase activity. Gene Ontology annotation, cellular component: nuclear inner membrane; endoplasmic reticulum membrane.
CGAGUUUCGCGCCCAACUUCGCGAGAAGGAAGUCGGUUGGUGGAGGCGUAAAUUUCGCGGGAUUUCUGUUUUUAUUUUUUGUUUUAUUUCGCUUCAGUUUUUUUUCCGUCUCAAGCCGAAGCCAAAGGUGCGGGCGAACGUUGACGUAAAAUAACGCGCAGGAAAAUGGUGCACAGCAAGUUCACGAUAGGCGAGGAGGUGAUGGCGCGCUGGCCCGGCAGCUGCAUGUGGUAUAAGGUGCAGGUGCUGUCCUACAGCGAAGGAAGUAGCAUCUAUAACGUCAAGUAUGAGGACGGAACCGAGCUGGAGCUGGAGCCGAGCUCCAUCAAGAAGAUCGGGUCGUUCCGUACACCCCGGAAGUCUCGCUCUCGCUCGCGCUCCAAGUCCCCGGGUCGGCGAUCCAAUUCGCCCGGGAGGCGAUCCAAUUCGCCCGGGAGGCGCCCCCGCGCUCGCUCCCCAAUCCGUUCCCCCAAAGAGAACGAUGAGGAAGCCAAGAGCAGCAGGGCCACCAAGCGAGAAGAGGAGCCCAUCCAGACUACCACCAACCACACGGCCGUCAAGCAGGCUAUCACAAAAGUGAAGGAAAUCAGCAAAGAAAACAAUGGUGCGGAAACUGGGAAGCAAGCGGCCGUCAUCGUGAAGGAAAAGGUGAUGAAUGAGGAAAAGGCGAUGAAGGAGAAGAAGAAGAUGGGUGCCGUGGCGAGCGAGAGCAGCCCGUUAGUCAUUUACCGCCUCAGGAGUCGGCAGGGCAUCAAUCAGCCCAAGGAGACGCCCCCCGUGGAACUUCCCAAGUUGUCCUCAAAACCGGAAGAGAUCUGCCCUGAGCCGGGGCUCGGGGUGACGUUCGGCACGGCGCUGCUGCCGCUGGCUCUGCCGCUGGUGCUGCUCUACGUCCUGCAUGUGUGCUGCUCGGACGGCUGCAGCCUGCUGUCCCCCCCCGCCCCGCCCCCGGGCCUGGCCUCGCUGUGGGACAUGUGCACGUUGGUUCUCUGCCUUGGCUGGUGUCUCUUCCAGGCCCUGCUCUGCCGCCUGCCCCUUGGAAAUGUCACGGAGAGGGUGCCACCAAACACGGAGCAGCGGUUGAAGUACAGGCUGAAUGGGAUCCACGCCCUGGUGUUGAGCAUCGCAGCAUUCAGCCUCGCCAAGUACAAGGAGGCCUACGUUGCCUUUGUUCACGACAAGUUCCUGCAGCUGGCCGUGUCGGCUGUGCUGCUUGCCUACCUGCUCUCCGCGUACCUGUUCGUGCGCGCACGUUGUGCCUCGCACAUUGCUGUCGCCACUACCAGACGCCCCGGAAACAUCUUUUACGACUUCUUCUUUGGACGCGAGCUGAAUCCCCGGAUUGGAAACAUGGAUCUCAAGAGUUUCUUUGAAUUGCGGCCUGGAUUUAUUGGCUGGGCCAUCAUCAGCCUGGUCAUGGUUCUUCAAGACCUCCAGAAGAAUGAGGCGUUCUCGCCUGCCCUACUUCUCUACGUUGCCUUACAGUUCAUCUAUGUGGCUGACGUGUUGUGGAACGAGGAGCGCAGUCUAUCGACGGGCGACAUCCCGCACAAACACUUUGGCUUCCUGCUGGCCUUUACCAACCUGGCGUGGAUACCUUUUGCUUCGAGCCUGCCGGCCUACUACCUGGUACACCACCACCAGGAGCUCACCGCCUACUGGGCCGCAGCGAUUUGCCUGCUGUACCUUGUGGGCUAUGUCAUCUCCCGGAGGGCGCACACGCAGAAGAAUGCUCAGAGCGACAGUGCCGGAGAUCGUGGGAAAUCUGCUGACAGCCGGAGUUCACCGGUGCUGGGCUGGUGGAGCCGCCUGCGCCACCCGGAGCGUCUAGGCGAGCUCUUGAUGUUGCUUGCAUGGAGCCUGCCCUGCGGCUUCAGCCACCCACUGCCAUACGUCCCUGUCGCGUACUCCCUGGUGAUGCUGCUGCAUCGUGAGGCGUGGGGAUGACCGCCAGGGCUGUCCCAGCUCUCCGUCCUGUGUAUACUAACCUACUCCCCUUCGUCUGUGCGAGACAAACAUACACCUGUGUGUAAGUGGGAAUGUGCAGACAUGUGUAGUGUCUGCACGAGAGCUUCUGAGGUUUUAAAUUAUCUUUCCGCUAUUUAAUGAGUGGCAAAUAUUCAGUGUUUUUUCAAAGUGUUGCCAUUAAGGGUUGACGCAUCCGCAAUCAAAAGAGCUCUUGUAGACCCGUACCUGGGUUGCACGUCACAAGUUGUCCAACACAAGUUUUAAGAUUUCUUAAUGAGAAAAAGUAUUUUCAAGUGGAAUUCGGCGACACUGUAGUAGUGGGUCCAGUGAAAUUGCAGCAGGGUGACACAAGUCACUGCUGGAGUCCUCAGACAACUCGCCUGAAAGUCACUUGCAAUUUUUAUAACAAAGUUUUUUAUACUCAUGUUGGACAGCCUGGGUAGGUUUUUUUGGAUUGCGUCUUUUAUAUUUUUUUAAGUACGCAAGUAUUGUCACUGAUCUCAACUCGUUUCUGGCUUAGCAACACUCAAAACCUCUCGGAUUUUUAUUGCCUCUACUUUUUAUAAACACAAAACAUCAAUUUACAUCAUCAAAUUCACAACAUACAUUCCUGGAGGGUGCGUCCGUGUGCUACGAAGUGAAACAAAUUUUUACUAGUUGCCUGUGAUGAAUUUCUCGCCAGUUUAGACCCAGUAGUCUGUGUUAAUGUAGAUUUAAAUAACAUUCACCCACUUUGUGUGUUACCCUUACCAGCUGAGUGCUGCAAUUGCCAUCACACAUUCAUUUUCCCCGCUGCCUAUGCCAUAGUAACCUUAGCUCGUGCAGACAAGUGCAGUCAUUACUCAUUAUGCUUUUAAAUGAAGAAUGUGUGUUUUUGUUGCAUUUCAGUGGAAUUUGUAUACAACUUGUUUACUUUUACGCAAGUAUUGUACGUCGUAUUUCUACGUGUUCUCUGCUGUACAUUGAGCCCUUUGCUCUUUUAUGGAGAGAAAAAAAUACAAAUGGAUUGAUGAACAAACAUAAGCUUUCUGACAUUGAGAUGUGAAAGCUUGGCCUGGGUUUAAGAAACCUUGCGUCCCCAAGCGAUCACAGGCUGAGAUCAGCAGUUCCUAAAGGGGGCUCUUGGCGCGUUGAUCUUCUCGCCAUCCUAGCAAGGGUGAUCCAAACUGGGCAUGUAAUUGAAUCACUGGACGAUGCGUUGAUGAAAGUCAAUUCUUGUCAAGAUUGAUGCAUUCACGCAUUGAAUCGUUUUCCUUAAUCAAAUGUUGCUUCUGCAUUUAAUGUAAAGUUGCGUCCGAUCUUCAUUUUGUGUUCAUGCCAGAGCAGACCGGUGAGGGUAGAUAGACGAGACCAGACAAAAA